Messenger RNA from Hansenula anomala, 864 nucleotides. RefSeq names its product mitochondrial 54S ribosomal protein uL22m (gene MRPL22). Gene Ontology annotation, molecular function: structural constituent of ribosome. Bases 1 to 864 code for a protein of 287 amino acids. The record is from RefSeq and is a predicted model, not a curated record. Lineage: Eukaryota; Fungi; Ascomycota; Saccharomycetes; Phaffomycetales; Wickerhamomycetaceae. The transcript has a single exon. Gene Ontology annotation, biological process: ribosome assembly; translation. Gene Ontology annotation, cellular component: mitochondrial large ribosomal subunit; ribosome.
AUGUUGAGUCUAAAACCACAAUUAGGACUCGUGUCGAGGUUCACGAGAUCAUUCCAUAUUUCUAGCUCAAAAUUACAAGAAUCAACAUCAUUAUUUGGUGAUGUUACAGCUAAACCUGAAGAUAAACCAACUAAAAACAAGAAAAGAGAUCUAGUGGAUUCCAUGGAUAAUCAAGCUCAAGGGGAUAAACCUUUUUAUAAAGAAAGAAUCACUCUACGUAAAGAUCCAGAACUUCAAAGAUUCAUAGGUCAUGCACCAACACCAGCUGCUGAAAAAUAUCUAAGUCCUUUGAAAUUACAAAUAUAUAAUGCAAAUGUUGCAAAGAAUGGAUUUUUCAAAAACAAUGAUAUUGUUAAAUUAUCAAAUGGUGAAAAAUAUCAAUUAAAGUUAUCAAAAAAGGAAAUAGAAGCUUUUGAACCAAGUAUUUAUUUGAAAACAUUUAGAAUUAAACAUUCUGUUAAAAAAGCUACAACUUUCUUAAAAUUAAUCAAUAGAAUGGAAGUCAAAAAAGCUAUUACACAAGCUCAUUUCAAUCAAAAACAAAUCGCAAGAGAUGUUGCAGAGUUACUAGAAAAAGGUUUGAAUGAUGCCAAACAAUUGAAUUUAAAUCCUGAUGAAUUAUAUCUUGAUCAAAUUUGGGCAGGUAAAGAUGGCCACAUUAUCAAAAGAGUUGAUAUCAAAGGUAGAGGUAGAACAGGUGUUAUAGAGCAUCCACAUAUCCAUAUUAGAGCUAUUUUGAAAGGUGAACAAACAAAAAAGAGAUUAGCAUAUGAACAAGAACAAAAAGAAUUAAGAAAAGCACCAUACAUGCAACUACCUUCUUCAAGUUUACGUUGGAGACCUGAAGGUUUCUACAAGUGGUGA